Aspergillus ibericus CBS 121593 is the source of this 2135-nucleotide messenger RNA. Its product is annotated as peptidase S41 family protein. Gene Ontology annotation, biological process: proteolysis. The transcript is spliced from 6 exons. Bases 90 to 2135 code for a protein of 681 amino acids. The record is from RefSeq and is a predicted model, not a curated record. Lineage: Eukaryota; Fungi; Ascomycota; Eurotiomycetes; Eurotiales; Aspergillaceae. Gene Ontology annotation, molecular function: serine-type peptidase activity.
CCGCUUUGCAGCGCUGGUGGGAAAGGAUAAAGAGUGCUUUGUCCGACGUAGAAUGCCAUGUUUUUCUUCAGCAGUCAACAAAAUCAAAUAUGUUUCCCCACUUAGCACCGUUUACGGCUGUUACAUGGGCACUCGCUGUCUCUGCUGCUCCCACCCGUAGCAGACAGUCCGAGAACCCAUGCCAGCAGAUCGCUCAUCGGUACGAGCAGGCGACCAAUGCAAACCAAACGAGAGGAUUUGUGGUUCCCGGAGAGCUAGCACAUGCAUGUCUUCUCACAAUGCCCUUCGAGCCCGAGAAGGGCGUCUCGUUUGUGGAGACGCUGGUGGAAUACCUGCAAUGGCAGUCGACGAGUGAUGUUCUCAAGAACCCUCCAUCUGGUUACCUCUCAAACCGCACAGACAUCUUGGGUAGCAUGGAAGACAUCCGCAUCAAGGCUGCCACCGGAAACUACUCGAGCCAGUACGAGUUCGAUAACGAUAUCACACGUGUAUUCCAGUCCGCAAAUGACGGGCAUCUGAGCACCACAUUAUGCUCACAGGAAGUCUUUCAGUUUUACGUCAACUUCCCUAUUGUGUCAAUCUCUAGCGACGGACUGCAGCUCCCCAAGCUUUACACGACACAUGAUGCUGGCCUUCUUGCCACGAACUCCACGCGGAUUUCCCCUAUUAUCACGAUCAAUGGCUACGAUGCAGUGAUCUACCUGAUCCAGCUCGGAUCUACUCUGGGAUUCCAGGACCCAGAUGCACGGUACAACGAGAUGUUCCCAUCAGCAGCCCGUGAAGUCGGUGAUGGGGUGGAGUAUGGUGCCUGGACUUCCAACAAUGGCCGGUGGCCCGGCAGCUCCGAGUUCACCGUGGCAUUCGGCAACGGCACGGUCGCCCAAGUACCCACCAUGGCCGAGGUGUACGAGGGCCAAAAGUUCACUUAUCCCAACGGAACAUCUGUCUAUGAAGCCUUCUGCUCCACUAUCGACAGCACCUCCAGCAGCAAGGCCACCAGAUCCACGGUCCAGACGAAAGCUGCGCCGACAGCCUACCCCGAGCCAGUCAUGCGCGAUUCCUACAACCUCAUCUCUGGCUACUACCUGAACGAGACAGAUAUGCAGGACGUGGCCGUCCUCUUCGUCCCCUCCUUUGACACCGCAGCCAUGGGCCUCAAUGAACCCCUAGCCUUCGCCAACCACGCCACCCAGUUCAUCCAGGCCGCCGUGGCCACCGACAAGAAGAAGCUCAUCAUCGACCUGUCCGGCAACCCAGGCGGUACCGUCUCCUCCGGAAUGGAUCUCUUCAAGCUAUUCUUCCCCCAGAAGCCCGUUUACAGCGCUACCCGAUUCCGCGACCACGAAGUCGCCAACAUCAUCGGACAAGCCUUCAAUACUAUCCCUCAUGACUCGGAUGCCUGGCAGGUGGUCUCCGAGCUCCCAUUCACCGGCGUCACCCCCAACCAGACCUACGCCUACCAGACCUGGCAGGAAUACAGCGGUCCGCACUACCAACUCGGCGCCAACAUGUCCAGCCUCGCCGCCGUCGCCAACCUAACCAUCAUGUCAACCUGGACCACCCCGAUCCGCAGCUACGGCGUGUUCAAGCAAAACACGACCACCUCGCCAUUCGCCCCCGAAAACAUCCUAAUGAUCACCGACGGCUUCUGCAGCUCCACCUGCACGACCUUCAUGGAACUAAUGAAAACCUCCGGUGGCGUAAAAACCCUCGCCUUCGGCGGCCGCCCACAAUACGCCCCCAUGGCCAGCAUGGGCGGUGUCCGCGGCGGCGAAUCCCUCACAUCCAGCACCAUCGACGAAUACACCGAGCUGGCGCUCGAAUACGCAACCGAGCAAUCCACCGCCGGGACACCCAUCCUCACCGAGCAACAAAUCGCCCGACUGAACUCCACCCCCGCGUUCACGGAUAUCCCGUUUAAAUGGAACGGGUUGGAAUUGAAUUUCCGGAAUGCGUAUGCGCCGGGGAAUGGCACGGUACCGUUGCAGUUUGUCACGGAUCGGGCGGAUUGUAGGUUGUUUUUUACGUAUGAGAAUGUGGUGAGGCCGGUGUCGAUGUGGGGGGCUGCGGCGAGGGCCGUUUGGGGGGGUGGGGGGUGUGUUCCGUUUGAGGUGGGGGGUGGGGAGGAUGAGUGA